This is a messenger RNA of Caenorhabditis sp. 36 PRJEB53466, 498 nucleotides long. Lineage: Eukaryota; Metazoa; Nematoda; Chromadorea; Rhabditida; Rhabditidae. The record is from the annotation of a GenBank genome assembly.
AUGACUACUUUGUGGCCAAUUUUGCUCGUAUUUCUGCUACGAAUUACUGUGAAUGGAGUGCCGGUCAAAGUCAGCGGGCCAGAUGGAAAAAAUGAGAAAAUUCUGGAGCUUCUCGUGAGUUUUCUAGAGUAUUACAGAUGAAUAGUCGCAUGUUUAUUGCAGCUACAUUUUUUCUCGCGAUUUUCUAGCUUCCACUGUACACACAUUUUUUUUGCAGCCACUUGCGCCCCAAAAUGGUACACUUCAAGUCGAGAACACCGUUCACAUUCAUCAUCCGAGAUCUGUGAGUUUUCGAGCAACAAAUCAGUUCAACACUCUUUUCCACAGACGUCCGCGUCUCCUCCCCACCCUUCCGAAUCUCCAGAAGACGUGCUUCUGAAGCGUCUGACUCCGAUCGAGCUCAAAUUUUGGAAGAAACUAAAGCAUUCGGUCGGAAAAGUGCUCGAAAACGCGGGCGAAAAGGCGAUGGGCGAUCUUCUCGGCAAAAUUGCUGGAUGA